Vollenhovia emeryi is the source of this 864-nucleotide messenger RNA. RefSeq lists its product as uncharacterized. NCBI's taxonomy places the organism in Eukaryota, Metazoa, Arthropoda, Insecta, Hymenoptera, Formicidae. Gene Ontology annotation, biological process: DNA integration. Bases 1 to 864 code for a protein of 287 amino acids. The record is from RefSeq and is a predicted model, not a curated record. The transcript has 3 exons. Gene Ontology annotation, molecular function: nucleic acid binding.
AUGAGCGUCGAGAAACGAAGACUCGUGGAGGAGCUGCACGCCCCGGCGCGGAAGAACUUUCCACGACGACGUGUUACAGUACGAGGAUACGACGAUCUGUGGCAGGCUGAUGUGGAAAUGCGACCGUACUCGCGAUUCAAUAAGAGUCACAACUACAUACUGACAGUCAUCGAUGUGUUAAGCAAAUACGCGUGGGCUUUGCCGCUCAAGAGCAAGGGUGGAAAGGAAGUGGCCGCGACCCUCUCUAAACUGUUUCGCGAGAGCACGCGAUGUCCGAAAAAUUUACAAACGGACAAGGAGAAGGAGUUCUACAACGCUGACGUACGAGAAGUGUUACAAAAACGUCGCAUCAACCAUUACUCUACGUAUUCGGUGAUGAAGGCCUCGAGGUACAAUCGUCGCAUACAUCGAACGAUCCGUAUGCGACCUGUAGACGUGACACCUGAGGCUGCUGAGAGACUCCUGUCAACGGUGUACAGUCGAACGAAGAUAGCCGCUUCAGGAAGAUUCAAGAUCGAUGACGCGGUACAGUGGGGAGCAAUGAGUGUCGCAACCUCAUUGCUCCCGACUGUACGCGUGAGCAAAUUCAAAACGAUAUUCGAAAAAGGCUACACACCCAACUGGACUACAGAAAUAUUUCGCAUCGCCAAAGUACAACAGACUAAUCCUGUGACGUAUCUAUUGAAAGAUUAUCGCGGACAACCAAUAGCUGGGGGUUUCUACGAGCACGAAUUGUCACGAGUCGCCAAUCCCGUUUAUCUAGUGGAAAAGGUUCUACGUAGAAAGGGUAAUGAGGUAUACGUAAAGUGGCUAGGAAUGGAUAAUUCACACAAUUCAUGGAUACGCAAAACAGAUGUAUUAUAA